Cyclocybe aegerita is the source of this 1944-nucleotide messenger RNA. NCBI's taxonomy places the organism in Eukaryota, Fungi, Basidiomycota, Agaricomycetes, Agaricales, Hemipholiotaceae. The record is from the annotation of a GenBank genome assembly.
AUGCAAAUAAACGCAUCCUCAGUCCAAAUGGACGUUCUCUCUCCGCAGAGCGAGCGCCGGGAACUUAAUCUCCACCGAACAGGGAAAACGUCUUGCUGGUAUCAUAGCCAUCGAGCCAACCCCCGCAUUUGCGAGAGACAAUUAUUCGCUAUGACAUCUAGAACCGAACAAGUGAAGGCUCAAGCUCGUCCUUCAACACCUGAUUCAAUGACGGAGAGCGAAUGCCCUACUUCUGACACUGCAGGACCCCCUUCGACAGGGAAAAAGAGCUCGAAGAAGGGCAAAUCGUCGAAAAACAGAACCGGUGAUGCUACUUCUACGGUCCUGAAUAACAUGGUUGCGCGAAUGCGACCGAAUAAAGCUGACAAGGAGAAAGGCGAUAAGUCUACACAGAAGAAGGGAUUCGUCUUGGAUACGGGGGUAAACAUCCUGUCGAAAGCUCGAGUAAAGCAGGUCAAGGUCGAUGAGCUGGCGGAGGACAAUUUGAUCAUUGCCGUAAUGGGACCCACCGGUUCCGGAAAGAGCUCUUUCAUCAACACGACGACGGGAUAUCGGCAAGGCGUCGGCCAUACUCUCGAAUCGUGCACGAGCGACAUCAACGUGGUGAAAUUCUCUUGCCAGCCGAUCUUCCCCAACGACAUAUACUUCGUCGACACCCCGGGUUUUGACGAUACCAACAAAUCUGAUACCGAGAUAUUCAAGCUGAUAUCCAAUUGGUUGAACAAAACAUACGAGAGUCACAUCAAACUCAGUGGUCUCUUAUAUUUCCAUCGCAUCUCCGACAAUCGCAUGGCCGGUACGCCUCUCAAAAAUUUGCGCAUGUUCGAGAAGCUUGUCGGUAGCAAAUUCCACAACAUCAUCCUCACCACGACGAUGUGGGAUGAGGUCGACGAAGAAACGGGGCAAAUGCGGGAAGAGGAGCUUAGGGACGUCUAUUGGAAGACCAUGAUCGACCGCGGGUCCCGCACAGCGCGUUUUCUCCAGACGACACAAUCCGCGUUCCAGCUGCUCGCGCCGCUCCUCCACGAAGCCAACAAGCGUGAGACACUGCUUCUCCAGAAGGAGGUGACGGACCUUGGGUUCCAGCUUCGCGAGACGUCUGCGGGGCAGGUUCUCUUCCUCGAGUUGGAGCAUUUGGUGAAGCGGCAGCAGGAAAUGCUCGAGCGCAUUCGGGAGGAGAUGCAGCACCCCUCCACCGACGAGGAGCAGCUUCGCUUCCUGAUGGAGGAAUACCAGAAGAUCACGAGCAAGCUUGCGUCGACUUCGAAGCAGGUCAGCGAGUUGAAGAUCAGCAUCGGCUCGCGACUGAGCAAGGCGGUGAAGUCGGUAUUUGGAUUACAGUUCCUCAAGAGCUUGAUCGGUCUGAGGCAACCGAAGAAAAUCCAUCCAUCUGCUCCCGUUCCCCAACCACCAGCCAACGCUCCUGAUGUAUCGUCUGCUAAGGAAGUCGAAAACGAGCGAGGUCCUGACGGAGACGCUGCCGAGGUUCCAGCUACCGAAUCGGUCUCCCAGGAGGCUGCUCUGUCAACGCAACCUCCCUCUCCUUCCAGCGCUGACCGUCUAGGAGAGAUUAGCGCCGAGGAUAACCGAAGCUUCUUCACGGCUAUUUCGCGAGCAGGUUCAACGGGUGUGUACCCGAACUCCCCCAACGAUGGCGACGAGAAGGUUCUUGAUGUUUCUGGAGAACCUGUGCGAUACCGACCCGAAGAUGAAGACGCCGUGAAGGUUUCUAACCUAUGUCCUCCCCCUGCCUCACGCAUCCUUUCCUCCUUUCCCUCCCCUCCGACCCGCAUAGCAGAGCCGCAGCAGAAAUUUAUUGCCCAAAAUCAGAUCCAGGUUUCAAGCCGUGUCGAGGAACGCGCUUCGCGCCCUCUCGCCAUCCAAACCACUCAAGCAGCGCCCCGCCAUCAGACGCGCCCCAAACCCGGAGAGGGAGAGACCUGA